GUUUCUUUGGGUCUUCUCGUCCAGGAAAUGUCGCCCGAUGCCAUGGCCUUUCUGGCGUUCAGCAUGCACUGCUUCAGGAUGAUCCUCGUCUACUGCAUCUGUGUGAAUAUGCUGGAGCUUUUGCUGCAGCGACUCAACGAUCGCUGAGAAGGAACAACAAUAAGGAAGACAACUUUCAUUCCCUUCCUUACUUUUUCUAUUCCUUAUCUUUGGAUCUACUUCUUUCCACGUCUUUCUUGUAUUCAAAAAUCCCCAAAAUCAAGAUGGCAAAAGUAUUUGCAUUCAAGCUGAAAAUCGAUGCGAUUUACGCAAAUUGCAUAACAUUUUUAAUAGGUUUUUCAUCACGGCAUAAAUUACGAGUACAUCGAGCGCGAAGCACGAAACGGAAACGGGCCAAACGGGGCAAAUGGGAAAUGGGAAAUGGAAAACGGAAAUUUAAAUUACCUGCAACGUAAUUACACAAAAGAAUAUGCCAAUAAAA
Drosophila subobscura is the source of this 481-nucleotide messenger RNA. RefSeq lists its product as uncharacterized. The coding region runs from base 28 to 147 and encodes 39 amino acids. NCBI's taxonomy places the organism in Eukaryota, Metazoa, Arthropoda, Insecta, Diptera, Drosophilidae. The transcript is spliced from 3 exons. The record is from RefSeq and is a predicted model, not a curated record.